Cyprinodon variegatus (sheepshead minnow) is the source of this 2061-nucleotide messenger RNA. It is a transcript of the gene ptpn2b, whose product is annotated as tyrosine-protein phosphatase non-receptor type 2-like. Lineage: Eukaryota; Metazoa; Chordata; Actinopteri; Cyprinodontiformes; Cyprinodontidae. Bases 150 to 1364 code for a protein of 404 amino acids. Gene Ontology annotation, biological process: protein dephosphorylation. The record is from RefSeq and is a predicted model, not a curated record. Gene Ontology annotation, molecular function: protein tyrosine phosphatase activity. The transcript has 10 exons.
UGACAACUGCACCACAUAACGGACUAACAGAGUCGGCAUAGAAGCCGCUGCUAACGCAGGAAGGCUUAAGUCUGAGAUUAAAGACUCAUCUUACUCGGACAACGUUAUGAGGUAGAUAGUUAAAAAACAUAAAACAAAACCGACUUCGGAUGGAACAGACAGGCGCUGCCACUGUGAACAUGGACCAAGAGUUUGAAGACAUGGACUCUAAAGGCCGGUGGCAGAAGCUUUACUCUGAAAUCAGGAAUCAAUCCCAUGAGUGCUCUUACAAAGUGGCAAAGUAUCCAGAAAAUCGCAACCGCAACAGAUACAGAGAUGUCAGUCCAUUUGAUCACAGUCGAGUCAAGUUGGAAAACACAGAAAAUGACUACAUCAACGCAAGUCUGGUGGUCAUGGAAGACGCCCAGAGAAAUUACAUUUUAACACAGGGCCCCCUCAGGAACACUUGUGGCCACUUUUGGCUCAUGAUCUGGGAGCAGAAGACGAAGGCCGUCAUCAUGCUCAACAGGGUGAUAGAGAAGGGAUCAGAAAAGUGUGCUCAGUACUGGCCUACAGCAGAGGAGAGAGAGAUGGUCUUUAGAGACACACGUUUUUUGGUCAAGCUGUUGUCAGAAGACACCAAAUCUUACUACACCACCAGAGUGCUGCAGCUACAGAACAUUAAUACGGGGGAGAAGAGAGAGAUCUACCACUUUCACUACACCACGUGGCCUGACUUCGGUGUCCCCGAAUCCCCGGCAUCCUUCCUAAACUUCCUCUUUAAAGUGCGGGAAUCUGGAGCGUUGGGGAUGGAUCAGGGGCCGGCUGUGGUGCACUGCAGCGCUGGAAUCGGACGCUCAGGGACGUUCUCACUAGUGGACACCUGCCUCGUCCUUAUGGACAAAAUGAAAGACCCAUUAUCGGUGGAUAUUAAAAACAUCUUGUUAAAGAUGAGAAAAUACCGCAUGGGUCUGAUUCAGACUCCUGAACAGCUGCGAUUUUCCUACAUGGCUGUCCUUGAAGGAGCCAAAUUCAUCAUGGGGGACUCUUCUGUACAGAACCAAUGGCGUGAAUUGUCUGAAGAAGAUCACGAGCCAUUUUCAGAGUCUCCGCCUUCAUCAGAACCUCAGGCUCGGUGUCCGCCAGAGCGUAACAAUAGGACCCAAAGGGGGGGCCAGCAGGAGGAGGCAGAAGAUUACAGACAGGACAGCAAAGUACCUACACAGUCUUCCUGCAAAGAACAGGAACUGGAUGGCAGCACAACACACAAACGGCGCAGAGAAGACAGUAUCUCCAAAUCUGCCAACACCAAAACACCCCAAGGCAAGUCCAGGUCAACUGACUCGGAGAGGAAGAGAAAAAGGGUGAAAACCAAUGACUGCUAACCAGCUCCACCUGACUUCAGCUCUAGCAGCGAAGGCAGCCUCGGCAGGGAACUCCAGCUCUCUACCCCUCCAAACUUCUCAGCUCUUCCUCCUCCAUGUUAUUUUUUUCCCUCCUCGUCUUAAUCUAGCAAAGUGCUGUUCUUCAGCGACACUCUUCCCCUCUUAAGCCUCGGCCAGAACCCUCCUCAGCUUUUUCCUCUUAACUGUUUACAGCAGACACUUUGACAUUCACACAGGAGCUUUAAAACCCCCUCCUCAGCCUCUGGUAAAGCUGCUUUUUACUCUCGUUUUGCUUUUCGUUUCCUCUCAUAAGACUGAAAGUAUGGAGUACGCAUUGCCAAUUUGUAAUGCUGUUCAUACAGGUAUUUUUUGGGGUAAAAAAAAACAAAAUUUCAGAGGCAAAAGAGGUUCUAUUUUUUAUAAAAAACUACUUGAAGUUUUUAAGGUGACGCUGGGUUUGGUAUAAGACAAGCACUGCCUCCACCCACAAGUAAUACAGUGGCAUGAAAAUAUUUCAAUGAUGUAAAUAGUACUGUUUUUUUUAAAGAUGUGUAUUAAAGAUAUUUUUUGCUUGUAAAGAGUCAAAUAAAGAGCUUAUGUUACAGAUCUUAAUGCUGCAGAAUACUCAAGAAUUCUUUUGAAAUUAAUGGUCUUAAGUUUAGAGUGUAAACUCAAAAUAAAACUGGUAUUUUACCUA